CACUACGGCCAAGCCAUGCCGGCAGCGCGCAUGGAGUACAUUGCGCCCUGGUGGGUCGUGUGGCUACACGGUGUCCCGCACCUCGACCUGCGCCUGCAGCCCGUUGACAGCAUUUUCAACCCCGGCGAUGAGAGUUACCAGGAGUCCUUGCUGUUCCUGGGGCUGCUGGCUGUGAUGGGCCUGGGCCUGAACCUCGCCUUCCUCAUGGCUUACCUGGUGUGUGUGUGCUGCUGCCGGCGGAACCAUGAGGUACAGACCAAGCAGCGCAGCUCCUGCUACGUCACCUGGACGGCAGUGGUGGCCGGGCUCAUCUGCUGUGCUGCGGUGGGCGUUGGUUUCUAUGGAAACAGGGAGACCAAUGAUGGGGUGCACCAGCUGAUCUACUCCUUGGACAAUGCAAACCACACCUUCUCUGGGAUCGACGAGCUGGUGUCUGGAAACACCCAGAAGAUGAAAGUGGACCUAGAACAACACCUGGCCCGGCUCAGUGAGAUCUUCGCCACCCGGGGUGAAUACACCCAGACCCUGAAGUUGAUGCAGCAGAUGUCAGGCAAUAUCAUCGUCCAGCUCUCAGGACUGCCUGUGUGGAGGGAGGUCACCAUGCAGCUGACGGAGCUGUCUGAGCAGACUGGCUAUGUGGAGCAUUACAGGUGGCUCUCCUACCUCCUGCUUUUCGUCCUGGACCUAGUCAUCUGCCUUGUCACCUGCCUGGCACUGGCCAAGCGCUCCAAGUGUCUUCUGGCCUUGAUGCUGUGCUGUGGGAUGGUGACGCUGCUCCUUAGCUGGGCCUCCCUGGCCGCUGACACUGCUGCAGCAGUGGGCACCAGUGACUUUUGCAUGGCUCCUGACACUUUCAUCCUGAAUACCACGCAGGGCCAGAUCAGCACAGAGGUGAUCCGCUACUACCUGCAUUGCAGUCAGAGUACAAGCAGCCCCUUCCAGCAGGCAUUGACCACCUUCCAGCGCUCACUGACCACCAUGCAGAUCCAGGUCAUGGGGCUCCUGCAGUUUUCUGUGCCCCUCUUCCCCACGGCAGAGAAGGAUCUCCUCGGGAUCCAGCUCCUCCUGAACGCAUCGGAGACCAGCCUUCACCAGCUGAUGGCCAUGCUGGAUUGCCGAGGGCUGCACAAGGACUACCUGGAUGCCGUCACUGGUAUUUGCUUCGACGGCAUCGAGGGCCUGCUGUUCCUUGGCCUCUUCUCCCUCCUGGCUGCCCUGGCCUUCUCCACCCUGAUCUGUGCAGGACCACAGGCCUGGAAGCACUUUGUCACCAGGGACAGAGAUUACGAUGACAUUGAUGACAAUGACCCCUUCAACCCCCAAGCACGGCGUAUCGCAGCCCACAACCCCUCACAGGGGCAGCUGCACAGCUUCUGCAGUUAUAGCAGCGGCCUGGGCAGCCAGAGCAGCCUGCAGCCCCACUCUCAGACCAUCUCCAACGCGCCCGUCUCCGAGUAUAUGAACCAGGCCAUGCUCUUUGGUGGGAACCCACGCUACGAGAACGUGCCACUCAUUGGGAGAGGCUCCCCUCCGCCCACGUAUUCUCCCAGCAUGAGGGCCACCUACAUGUCCGUGACGGACGAGCACCAGAUGCACUACGAGUUUCCAUCUUAAUGGACUUUCAGGGAUGCCUGCCUCCUCCUUCCGGUUUGGUUUUUAAUGAAUGCAAAUACAAGCUGCAUCUCUUUAAUAGAAACCAAAGGCACCUGGACACCAGCGGGCUCCUGUGGCACCUGAGACUCCUGACCAAAGCCCCAGGUGGACAGAAGGCCCACGAGUUUGCUGGCCUUGCUCCUGCCCCACUCUCUGCCCCAGAAUGCCCCACAGCUUGGCCUCAGUCCCUGGGCCAGCUGCCUGGUUCAGCCUUCCCCAACAUCCCACCCUCACCAGGUGGGGAGUGGCAAUGAGGAGAUCUCUGUUCUCUCAGAUCCUGCCACCAGGACUGUGCCUCUGUUAGCACAGUCAAAAGCCCGGACAGUCACUCUGUCCCCCAUGACAGUGGGAGAGGCUGAUUGGCAGUACAUUUAGGGAGGUGGUGUCCCUGAUAAGAGCAGAACACAGUUGGAAUCUUACGUCCAGGGCCACACGGACUCUAAGUCCCAGAGGGACAGUGUCAGGAGUGCUCCACAAUGGAGGCUUGUGGCCACAGGGUGGGCAUCUCAGCCAGUCCCCAUGGGAACGUGAAAGAAAAUUGGCCACGUUCUAUCCAUCUAACCUCCAUCGCCCACUUCCAUUCUGGAAUCCAUGCUGCAAGUCUAAGCUUCCGAUAGGGACGGUCUCAGGUAUGAACAGACACUUGGAACACAACUUUUUCUCCCAGUGUUUUAAACAUUGUGAUGAUCCAAAGAAUUGCAACUCACAGCACAUCCAAUUUCUACAGUAGAUUUGGGGUUUAUUCCUUACAUAUGGUUUUCAUACAUACCACUACUUUGCAAAAUUUGAACCAGAGGGAUCGAGUUUUGAAUAAAAUAAAAAUCAGUGAAAUAUCCUGUCCCAAUCCACUGUCGAAGGGCAUUUGGGUACCUGGAAGAGGAGAGCGAAGACAUCAAAGAAGGCUUAGUUCCUGGAGACCCAAAUGCCCAAGACAAAUGUCCCUUCCCUUUUGUCUCAAGCAAGUUUGCCAUCAAAUGUUACAGUAAAGUGGUACGAUUGUGACUUCUUGUGAGGACCAGCUUUUCCCCACUUCUCCCACCACCCUGCCCCACCCCCAGUAUCUCCGACUCCUGACAUGCCAGUCAUGAAGAAGCUUUUUGGCCGAGAGGAAAAGUGACCCCCCUUUCCUGCUCACUGAAGGGCCAGGUUAGGGUCUUUGGUGCUUCUGACCUCCUGCCAACCCUGAGCGCACAGCGUUGAUACCUCGUGGAAUUGCACAUGAAAGCAAGGCUCGGGUGAUGGCUUGGGACAGGGGCUCUGUUUCCAUUUCAAAGAGCCAUUUUAUUGUCAAAACAGCAGCAGUAGAGUGGUCCCCAGCUCCCAGGCAAGCUUCUGCCGCAGAAUGGGGCCACAGGGCACCAGGCUCACUGUGUCUCACCUACAUUAACCUGUGUGUUCCAUGACACCUUCACAGAUCCGUGAAACUCCAGCUCUGCAACCUCAAGGUAUUGCUUCUAAUCGCUCAUUACUGGCAACUUAAGGAUUGUUUUUAAUGCAUGUAAACUACACUAAAAUUCCUUGGCGGGGAGGGGGGUCCUGUAGGAGCCAGGUGAGCAAA
This is a messenger RNA of Castor canadensis (American beaver), 3211 nucleotides long. It is a transcript of the gene Ttyh2, whose product is annotated as tweety family member 2. Gene Ontology annotation, cellular component: plasma membrane. The record is from RefSeq and is a predicted model, not a curated record. Gene Ontology annotation, molecular function: intracellularly calcium-gated chloride channel activity; volume-sensitive chloride channel activity. Lineage: Eukaryota; Metazoa; Chordata; Mammalia; Rodentia; Castoridae.